UAUCAACACGCUACACCGGAAGUACCGCCUCUUUUUUAUUCUCUCUUUGCCAGUACGACUGAGCGUUCAGUCCGCUGACACGGCGCCAUGCCUCGCAAGAUUGAAGAAAUCAAAGAUUUCCUGCUGACGGCCAGGAGAAAGGAUGCCAAGUCCGUGAAGAUCAAGAAAAACAAGGACAAUGUGAAGUUCAAGGUGCGCUGCAGCAGAUAUCUGUACACGCUGGUCAUCACUGACAAGGAAAAGGCCGAGAAGCUCAAGCAGUCACUUCCUCCUGGUCUAGCUGUCAAGGAGCUGAAGUAAAUGUGUCAUGUACAGAAAAUUAUAAUAAAAAUGGGAAAACUCAA
Messenger RNA from Hippocampus comes (tiger tail seahorse), 344 nucleotides. It is a transcript of the gene rpl38, whose product is annotated as ribosomal protein L38. The record is from RefSeq and is a predicted model, not a curated record. NCBI's taxonomy places the organism in Eukaryota, Metazoa, Chordata, Actinopteri, Syngnathiformes, Syngnathidae. Bases 88 to 300 code for a protein of 70 amino acids. The transcript has 5 exons. Gene Ontology annotation, cellular component: cytosolic large ribosomal subunit; ribosome. Gene Ontology annotation, molecular function: structural constituent of ribosome. Gene Ontology annotation, biological process: translation; protein-RNA complex assembly.